CAUGACUGUUCUCAAUUGCUGGUUGGUUCCGUUGAUGUUAUGAAAGUGGUAGGAUAGCUACCACGUUUUGGUGUUUGUGCUAUAUUUUUACAUUGCAUAUUGCUGUCAAGAAAUAACUUUGGAACGUCUGUGUUUGGUGAAACAGUGGAUGACCGUUCACUCAGCAAUUCUCCAAUAUUCCCCGGAAAUAUCUCAAAUGAUACAGUCCUCGAACUGGUAAGUGUUUAGCAGACAGAACAUCCUCAUCGCCAUGGCACAGGAUGGAGAGGGGUUUUGAGGAUGUAGUAUCCUUAAGAAUAGUCGUAUUACGCCUGGAACGUCGUAAAACCAUGGUUUCUCUGGCUUCAUUGCUCACAUAUUUACUGUAUAUAGGCAUAUACCGGUAUAAAUAUAUAAAUGUAUAUAAGUAACGUUUUGUAACUUUCCAUAGCUACAUACUAAUGUUUACAAAUAGCUUUAGUGUUGUUUAUUUGUCUUCCCAGUAUUCUUGGAGUUUAAGCCCUUAGCUCAGAAUGCACCCAGACUUGUCGCCUCACCUGCACACAGAUGAGUGUAAUGAGCUGAUAACGCUGUUGAAACAGUGCCACAAGGAGCACAACGUCUUGAAGUUCUUUGGCACGUGUAACGACAUGGACCGUGCCAUGCGUGACUGUCUCAAGACAGAGCGUCUGGCCAGAAGGGAGCGCAGCCAGCAGCAUGCCAAGGACAUGCAGAAGAGGUUGAAGGAAGGGCCAAAGGAGCCGUUCUGAGGGGCAGGCGGAGCCACAGUCAUGCCCAGGAUGGUGGCCCAGGCCUGGGUACACGCCUGGAGGAGUCCCUGGGGCUGUCUGGAGAAACCCAUAGCAUCCUGGUGCUUGUCUGGAUCCCUGGAGACACAUAAGACUCAAUCCGUCGGUCAUCUUUAUUUAUAUGUGCGCAUUUUAAAAACAAGUGUCAACCGAAGUGCGGUACAUUUGAAACAAAGCAGAAAUUAGAACAUAGCUGACAGGGAACUGUUUUAAAUUGUGCGUUGAUUCACGAACACUGGAUUCCUUUUGAAUAAAGUGUGACGGGUAACAAAGGAAGGUU
Messenger RNA from Hypomesus transpacificus, 1068 nucleotides. It is a transcript of the gene cmc2, whose product is annotated as C-x(9)-C motif containing 2. The coding region runs from base 513 to 749 and encodes 78 amino acids. The record is from RefSeq and is a predicted model, not a curated record. Lineage: Eukaryota; Metazoa; Chordata; Actinopteri; Osmeriformes; Osmeridae. The transcript is spliced from 5 exons. Gene Ontology annotation, cellular component: mitochondrion.